GCCAAUCCCUCUUGCCGUGUAGCCACAUAUGGGGGAAACACAGCGCUGAUACAUCUAAAAUGUCUCCGAUAAAGGACCUGCAUCUCGUCUAUGAAUAUCUAAAUGAAGAUGGGACAUUUUCUGAAGGAGAUGCUAUCACAGGCACAGUCAGUUUUACUCUGACAGAAGCGACCAAAGUGAAGGGGCUGAUGGUGAAAGCAAAAGGAGAUAUGAAUGUGCACUGGACACGUGGCUCUGGGGAUAGCAAGAAAUCGUACAGUGCUCACGAGAGAUACUUCAAAGUCAAAGAGUACCUGAUUGGAGAAACUGGCACUGAUCUCCCCAAAGGAGACCAUCGCUUUUCGUUCCGUCUUCAGAUCCCACAGGGGGACAUGCCGUCAUCCUUCAAGGGGAUUCAUGGUAAAAUUGUCUAUAUCCUUGAAGCAAAGAUGUCCAGGAGCUGGCGGUGGCCCACUACAGUAAAAGAAGAGCUCAAAUUUGUUUCAAAAAACCUUCCGCAUCUUGGCCAGUGUCCCCAGUCUGGUUCAGUGGCUAAAGAGACGGGGGUUUUCUCCAAAAGAUUGGUCCAAAUGUCUGCUACUGUUGACAGGAAGUUCUGCUCUCCAGGUGACACAAUAUCUAUUGUUGCCCAAAUCAGCAACUCCUCUUCCAAAGAAAUGAAGCCCAAAUUCAGUUUACAUCAGAAGGUAGUGUACCAUGCCAGUGGCUCCACUGAAACCGAUGACCAAUGUCUGUGCAAAAUAAUCGGAGAGGUUAUCACAGAGAAGUCAGAGAGAACUGUGACCUGCCAAAUGGAGAUUCCUCCUGAUGUCCUCUACGCUCUCUAUAACUGUGAACAUAUCUCAGUUGAACAUUACCUCAAGGUGUAUUUGGACAUCAGUUUUGCCUCUGACCCAGAGGUGGUGUUUCCACUGGGCAUCGUUCCUUCUAGCAUGGCCGCCCUUCAGCCUGAUGAGGCUGCGGGGCCAGCAUGGGGUGCUGGAGCCCCAAGUUACAGCUACUUCCCUCCCCCUGCCGUCCCUAUGUGACCUUGUCCUAUAUCCCCUGGCUCAGGAGCUUAUGGAUACCCGGCACCAGAUCCCACUCAACAUGCAAGAGCUAGAUAGUUAAGUAGAGCAUUGUAUCAGAUUCAGAAUCAGAAUCAGAAAUACUUUAUUGAUCCCCGAGGAAAAAUUAUUUAUGUUACAGGUGCUCCUUGCAAGAGAGGAAAGAUACGUGGAAAUAUAAGAAAUUUAAACAAUAGUAUUUACAAAUAUAUAGUUAAAUAAACAGGAAUUAUUAACAAACAUAAACGUAAAUAAAUACAGUCACGGUGGGAAAUUUUACUGUUAAAGCAGCUCAGAGUGUUGCAACAAAAUAUAGCCUACAAUAUUUACCAACAAUAUACAAUACUUGUAAUACUUCUGUAGUUAUAAGCGACUGUAAUAAUCAGUGUCCACAACAGGCUGCUCCAUAUACUUUCUCAACUGCAGCUUCUUCUUCAUCAAGCCCCUACUGCUCCACCUCUGCUUUAACAAAAGUAUUAACAAAUGUGAAACUGUGUUCUGUGUUUGUACUAAUGUUUAUAACUUUUUAACAGUUAUGCUAUAGAUGAAAAAUGACAUGUUUGUGCCCCUUAUUCAUUUCACUGUAGGGUGGAAAAUUGUUAGGUUUAGUUUAAUGAAAUUAUGUUUUCAUUUGGUUCCUUAUUUUCAUUAAAGAUGUUUGCUCAUUCAUGGCAAUGCCCUUAAACUCAGCUUUUCCUCUAUAUCAGGGGUGUCAAACUAGUUUGAGUUUGAUCUCAAGUGGGUCAGACCAUUGACACCAUCGCAUAUUAACCCAUGAAUAACAAACCCUUCAAAUGUUUCCCUUUUCAGUGUAAAGAUUCUGAAAGUGUUCAUCCAUUUACAAAAGAAAUAAUGAACAGUCUGCAAUAUCCUCCAGAAAUUAUGUGCAAAUUCAACAGUAUGUCUCAGAUUUUCCACAUUCACUCAGUCUUCUACUCACUUUCAUUACAUGUGCAUCUUUUUCAGAAUUUCCCACUUAAUUGGAAGCUGUUGAAGAAGCAGGUUAAGUCUUCCCCUGCCUUACAAACCAUUUACAAUCUGAAGUUUUGUCAGUGCCUCAGCAGCAGGGCUCCACCCCUAUUGUUUUAAGAUAGAGGUCUGAUACAGAUUCUUUUGUACUUAUGCUGCUGGUUGAUAAUAUUUUGCACAAUGUUCAAUAUCUUAAAAUAUGACCACAGUAAGUAUUCAUUGUUAUUUCAGAGAUCUGUGUUCUGGUCGGGAUGGAAAAGCCUCUGAGGCAGCAUUUUACAUGAAGUAUCUACUCAUUAUUUAGCUGUUCCUGAAACCUUGUAGGCCCUGAUCACACAGGACGUGUUUGCAGGCUGCAAAACAUAUAUUUGAGGACGACUCGGGUCAGGGGCAGUUUGACAACCUGCUGUCUAUCGUCAGGCUGUAUAGCUCUGUGUAUCCAGCAACCGCUACCACCAGUUUCUCCUCCAUUUUUUAACAGCUUUAAAAUUGUUGUCAUGACAACCACAGAAGGCCUGCCUCUGGAAUCAUCAGAUUGGACAAUGGGGAAAAGGUGGAGAUGACAUGGGGCGUUUUCUGCUCUGAAUUGAAGUUUUUUCAGUUCUAGUUCAUUCUCAUUCAAAUCAAUUACAAAAUGGCGCCCCCAACUGCUCAAAUGUGUCCUGUGUGUUUAGGGCCUAAGCCUUCUCAUGUGCUUCAACAUCAGGUGUGCACAGUCAUCUAGAGGGCCCCCGGCCCAUAUGUUUGACACUCCUGCUCUAUAUGCAAGCUUUAAAUUGAUCAAGGUGCAAACCAAGGAGUAUGGCUUUUGGUGCUUUACAGAGAAGUUACUGUAAGAGUUGCAUGCAGCAAGGGAACUGUGUUUAAUAUUGAAAUAAAACUGAAUGCUGUUUGAAGAUAAAGUUUGAAUAAUGAAGUCCACUGAAUGUUUAUUUUGAUCCAGGCCUUUCACAUGUUUUGUGGUGCAUCAUGACAGAGAAAAACAUCACGUGACCACGCAGGCCCCAAAAGCUGUCCCAUUCCUCACAGUAACGAGCGGACAGUCCUAUUCAGCUCGGAGCACUGUUUUCUCCUUAUAACAGAUUUAUGCUCUUUAAAUCUAAUUGGUAGUCCAUGGAGUUGUAGCACACACUGGUUGUAAACACAUUUUCUUGCCUGCCACAGUGUGUCUGAGGUGUCUUGGAAAACAGAGUAAUAAAAGACGGUAUGCAAAACAGUAAACAAACGAACACUGGUGUAGAAGUAGUGAUGGGAAACAACCAGAGUUAUCCAUUAUAUUAACAAACUGGUUUGAAGCCACACUUUGGGGAUUAUGCAUACCCCCC
Epinephelus moara (kelp grouper) is the source of this 3340-nucleotide messenger RNA. Its product is annotated as arrestin domain-containing protein 2-like. The record is from RefSeq and is a predicted model, not a curated record. The transcript is spliced from 6 exons. Gene Ontology annotation, cellular component: cytoplasm; plasma membrane. The coding region runs from base 60 to 1028 and encodes 322 amino acids. Gene Ontology annotation, biological process: protein transport. NCBI's taxonomy places the organism in Eukaryota, Metazoa, Chordata, Actinopteri, Perciformes, Serranidae.